CAGCCACCAUGCCUUGAUAAUCCGAAGAUAGGCAUAUGUUUGCUUUCCGGAAUGUCGCUCACAUGAAUUUGCCAAGUACUAGAUGCUUAUCUCCCGCUGCCCAAGAAGAUGUCAUACGAUAACAACUGACCCUAUAUCACCGCAUACGCUCCGCUGAUUAGUUGGGCUAUUGAAGUUUUAAAUGUAGCUCUCCCCGUCCAUUAUCUAUUGUAACUCACCAUGUCUAGCGAGCCAUCAUAUUCCGAGUUCAAGCCACUCCUUGCCCAGAGUGUUGGUUAUGGCGUUGUUGUUGGUGUGGGGUUCUUCUUCGCAGCCAUCAUGUUCAUCUUGACCACGCUGCAACUCAAAUUCUUCAAAUUUUCCCCCGCUUCUUCAGAAGAAUUCACGAGUGCUUCUCGGAGUGUUAAGCCUGGUCUAGUGUGUUGUAGCAUCGUAAGUGCAUGGACGUGGAGCGCUACCCUUUUGCAAUCGAGCACUGCUGCAUAUACAUUCGGCGUUAGUGGUCCUUGGUGGUAUGGUGUCGGUGGCACCAUUCAGGUCGCUAUUUUUGGCAUGAUUGCCUCCAAGGUAAAGCAGAAUGCCAACGGUGCCCAUACAUUCCUUGAGAUUGUCAAGACGCGAUUUGGGACAAGUGCUCACAUUCUCUUCACAUUUUAUGGAUUUCUGUGUAUCUUAUUAGUCUGCGGGUCUCUGCUACUUGGAGGCUCUGCGACUGUUAGCGCCUUGACCGGCAUGAACACCAUCGCGGCAUGCUUUCUUCUCCCUAUUGGUAUUGCUGUCUAUGUCGUCUUUGGUGGUCUGCGCGCGACAUUCAUUUGCGACUGGAGUCAUACCAUCAUCUUGUUCACUAUUAUCUACAUAUUCGUAUUCCGAGCAUACGGAACAUCACCCGCCAUUGGUAGUGUCUCCAGACUCUAUGAUCUCUUAGAACAGGCUAGCCUCGACACUCCAGUGGUAGGUAACGAAGGGGGGAGCUACUUGACUAUGAAAUCGAAUCAAGGGCUUGUGUUCGGUGCUGUCUCAAUCCUUUCUGGUUUUACUGGAGUCUUCUGUGAUCAAGGUUACUGGCAAAGGGCGAUAGCAAGUCAUCCAGAGUCGACCACCAAGGCAUACAUGCUUGGUGGUAUUUCUUGGUUUGCUGUUCCAUGGGCAUUUGCAUCUUGUCUCGGUCUGAGUGCUCGCGCUCUUCUGACCAAUCCGAAUUUUCCCACUUAUCCUUCUCCGCUUUCUCCAAGUCAGACUAGCGCAGGUCUUGCAGCUCCUGCUGCGGCCGCUGUGCUCAUGGGAAAGGGCGGCGCGAUCACCGUGCUUCUUGUAGUAUUUAUGGCUGUGACUUCAGCUGCUAGUGCUGAGCUCAUCGGCGUAUCCAGUCUAUUUUCGUAUGACAUAUACCGGACGUAUUUCCGCCCCAAUGCCACUGGAGACGAGAUAGUGAGGGUAUCUCACUACUUCAUAUGUUUCUGGGCUGUCUGGAUGGGCUGUUGGGCAACGAUUCUGUAUGCUGCUCACAUCGACCUUGGAUGGCUAUUUUUUGUCCAAGGCUGUAUACUCAGUCCUGCAGUCAUUCCCAUUGGACUUACUGUUUCGUGGUCUAAGCUUACAAAGGCAGGCGUUUUCUGUGGUGCUAUAGGCGGCGCAUUUUUCGGAAUGUUGGCUUGGAUGAUCGGAUGCUGGAAGAUAUACGGUCAAAUCAACGUCACUAACCUUGCAGAACCGUACUCAGCGCUAUGUAGUAGUCUCGCGGGAUUGUUUUUCUCUGGGAUUCUGACGGUAGGGGUGUCGCUCUCAAACCCUGCUGACUAUGACUUCUCGGGCACUCGAGCCAUCGCCAUCUUAGAAGAUGCAAACGAAAGUAACGUUUGGGACGAUGACACUCCAAACAGAGCAUCAGACACCGAAUCACAGAACAAGAAAAGGGGCACCAGCGAAAAAGGGUCGUCGUUCAAACAGCCAGUUUCCAACAUCAUGGAACUCAGGCUAGAGAAGGAUGAGGAAUCACGUAUCAGAUCCCUCAAGAUAGCGUUCAGGAAGGCGCUUAUGUAUUCUUCGAUUUUGACAUUGAUUGUUGUCAUACUUGUCCCAAUUCCCAUGUUCUUCUCUCAUUAUAUCUUUAGCAAGAAGUUCUAUACCUUCUGGACAGCUUGCUCGAUUACAUGGGCACUCGCGAGCGGGACAUUUUGCAUCGUCUUACCCUUGUGGGAGUCCAGAGUUGAGAUUGGUACGAUAUUGGGUUCAGCUUAUAGAUCAAUCUACAAAUAGAGUUCACUUUGAACUCCAAGUUGCUUCAUGUAUAUAUCUUUCCUGUUGGCAUUAGGUUCCAGCUUCGUCUGGCUCAGGAAGAGUCGGAGGCACGAGCUGUGUGUCUGGGCUGGUCCGAGCUUGGGAAGCAGGUGGAGCCGCUGGGUGGGCAGGAGACCUACGAAUUCUGUCGUGCUCUAACUCUUGUGUGGUGCAAUCAAAAUAGUGUCUUUAUAAUACAGUGACAGUUCAACAGGCUAAUUAAGAGAGAGCAAGGAACGAGAAGGUUAACGAGCGAGAGUUUGAAGUCUCGGUGUCGUAGGUAGGUCGAAAAACGAACGAAAGGAUUCCAGACGCUAACGCUCACCUGGAAGUGUGGG
This is a messenger RNA of Suillus bovinus, 2618 nucleotides long. RefSeq names its product Na+/solute symporter. The transcript has 26 exons. Gene Ontology annotation, cellular component: plasma membrane. Lineage: Eukaryota; Fungi; Basidiomycota; Agaricomycetes; Boletales; Suillaceae. Bases 220 to 2259 code for a protein of 679 amino acids. Gene Ontology annotation, molecular function: urea transmembrane transporter activity. Gene Ontology annotation, biological process: urea transmembrane transport. The record is from RefSeq and is a predicted model, not a curated record.